AUGUCGACGACCAAAGGUUCAAAGCUGUUCAAUUCAAGUCUCAAGGAUAUGCUCCGAUACAAUGCCACUCAUUUGUUCAUUGAGACAUUCGACAGGAUCACCAAAGAUCACCUUUACCAAGACAUCCACAGCGACAAUGACAACAGCGACACAGUAAUCAACUCACUAUUGAUACAAGCGGCACAAUACGGCAACACUGAGGUGUUUAAAUAUUUGAGCGAACAUCGUCAAUAUCACUCAAACAACCUGAUGAACAUUGUUAUGCCACCCGAUGUCUUGUCCAAACAUGGCAACGCAUACAUACUGCAGCGAUACCUCGAGGAGACUGCCUACCGACCCAUACUCAACGCUGUGAGGAUGACCGACAACACCAAGAUGUACCACCUGCCUUUGGCCAUUGACAGUGGCAGCAUCCAAUACGUUCGUCUUUUGCUCCAACAUCUCAAAUUCAAUCCCCUCGUCAGUGAGGACUCGGACUCGGACCCGGACCUUGUCUCUGACUCUGACUAUGAUAUGGACCACGAACCCUCUGACUCUGACUCUGGCUCUGACUCUGGAGGCUCUGGCUCUGUCAUUGUCUCAAAUGCUUUCCAGUUCAAGAGGCGAGGUGUCAGCGUGGAGAUGCUGAGGGUGCUCCACGAGGAGUUCAACAGUUUGUUUGGUCCAGAUAACAACAGGACGGUGUGGCAAGCCGUGUUGAUACACUCAGUCCAUUGCAACAUGUUGGACAGCGUUCGAUACAUACUUCAACACAUGCCAGCAGCUGGCGUGUCACAGGACACACUGUUCACGUGCCUAGAGGAGUGUGCCAAGAGUGGCAACAUCGACAUCUUUGAAGCAUUCACCUCCGGGUUGCCAGCCAAGUACUUCAAAUCCUUUUACUUCAAUAGCAUCGUGUCCAAGGCCGUGAACAAUGGUCAUGAAUCAUUCAUCAAACAACUCUACAUCAAUCAUCCCAUCGUGCCCAAGAAAUUGUUGCUCCAUUACCUGCAGAUACCUUCUGGGGCCACUCUCGACAAUGUAGACAUUAGCCAGGCGAAGCUUACCGUCACCCCUUUGGCGGCCAUUCGCCACGAUGACAUUGUGGCCCUGGCGCACUCGCUCACACUUACAGGAUACAAGAUUGGUAGGAUGGACAAGGAGUUGUGCCGACAGAUGUCCGAGGCGAUGGCAAGUCGCCUGUCAAGUCCUACCAAGGAGGACCGCAAACUGAAGUUUGACAAAAAUGUCCAAGAUCACAACAAUAGCUCACUCAUCAACUUGAUCAAGGCCAUUGGCAAACCAGGCAGUAAUAUCACCGAGGACAUCGUGUGCGACUUCAUUGCCAACUGCAAAUCAACAUCGACUUCAUUCCAGAAGAAGGCCAUGGAGGUGGCUGCCAUCCGCUCACCCAUGAUCAUGAUGGAGCUCCACACACGUCUGGGCAUCCAGUUCUCAUACAAAUGUCUGGCCAAUGCCAUCAAGCACAAACAGUACGAGGCGAUUGAACAACUCAUAGCCAGUCUGAAUCCAACCCAGAACCUCAAUAUGAUCAUCCGUGCAACAUGUUGUAUGAUACUCGGCGUGGUCAAGGAAGAUCUCUUCUCCAUGUUGGAGACAUUCUUUGACUUUGAGAAGCCAAUCGACAAUGUCGAUGACUUGGAGUUGUUGACCAACUUCAUUUAUCGCUCAUACAUUGGUGAUCGUCCAGACAUUAUCCAGUUGCUCAAGCAAUGUGUUGGUGAGCAUUCUGGUCCCAAGACAAUGCAGUUGUUCAUUCCCGAGCUGUCAACACUGUGCUCAAUGGCCAAGCGCAAUGCAUAUCGUUCACUGAACUAUCACUUCAACUCUACCACAUUCACCAACAUGUCCACAUCGAUUCGAUUGAGAACACUACAUUCAAUCCUCAAUGUGGCCUAUCAACAUGGUGCGCAUCGAGUGAUCGAGAUGUGUAACGAUCUCAUUAAGUCCAACUCCUCCCCACUCAUUCAAUCACAAUCGAGUCAGUCCACACAUAUUGAUCGUCAGUCAUCACAACGAAUGGACACAUCAUUCCACUUGGUGUUCAGAGACAGGAGGAUUGGCAUGAUGAUAAUGGGACAUGUUGGACAUGUUCACAAGUGCACUUCAAAUUGUCAAUCACCUCCAAUCAAGGGCGCACAACUACUGGCCAAUAACAGUUUGAUUGAUUAUAUCAGAUAUGGCACAACUGAAUGGUUCCUCAAGGCAUACUCCAUGAUCGACCCCAACAGCAUUGGCCACAACACUUUAUUGUUGAACGAGGCUAUGAUCAGGUGCAACACACGUGUCAUCGAUGUACUUUUGGCCAAUCCCAAUAUGUCUCUCCCACUCAAUACAGAGAAUAAGAAGACGCAGUUAUUCUCCGAUCAGUUCAUCAACGCAGUGUCACAGUGCACUCAUCCUGAAUGGGAGCGAGUGUUUGAUGAGUACUUAAUGAUCACUGCUCAGACCUCACCACUCAGUCUCAGCCAAAAGGUUUGGUCCAAGGUCAGCCAUCCAUUAUUCAUUCGCAAGCUCAUUAACGUUGGUGUCGAACUCCCCAAGCUCAAACUCAACGACGUGGUCAUGGGCAACUUGACCAAAGCAUGGCUCAAGGACAAGCCAUGGGCAUUGGAGAUGCUCAAACUACUGAUGGAGCGCUCGCUCAUAACAUGUAAGACAUUUAUAUUCCAGCUGCUUCUCAAGGCCAUCAAGUUCAACGCCACACCAGUCGUCCAACACUUGUUGGAGUUUGUUAGCAACACUCAGUUCUUGAGGAAUGAUGAUACCUACUGUGAUAUCAUACUGUGGUGCGGCAUGUAUGGGCGUGUUGAGCACUUGGACAUGCUUUACAAGCUGGACAUGGUGUCAUUGAGCAGCUCCGAUGUGCAGGUCUCCCUUCGCGUGGCUUUUGGUCAGGCAGCCAUUGGUGGACAUCUUGCAAUGGCCAAGUUGUUGCACACAUUCAUCAUGUCCAUCAAUCCCAGCGGCAAUAUACAAUAUGUGAUUGAUCACUUUCAUACUGUAUUGGCCAAUCGACACUUGGACAUGUUGGACUUCAUUCUCAGCAUAGUGCCAAUCACUGAACAGGUCAAGAUCGAUACGAUUCAUCAUCGUGUGCUAUCAGUUGACUUGAUUGAGCGAUUGCUACAACACCCCAACAACAACCUCAGACUUGGCCAAGUGUUGGCCAGUGCGAUAAAAGGUGGCAACAACAACAGAGAGGUAGUAGAGAAGUUGUUGAUGUUGUUGUCGGGACAACCAUCAACAGACCACAACAUCGUCAAUUACAAUUAUCACCCUGCUCUGAAGGUGGCCGCUGAAAAAGGUGACUUGGAAACGAUCACCAGACUCAUGGACAAUGAGCCCACUCUCAGGCUCACUAUCCAUCACAUUGGAGCAUUGGUAGACCGUGUUGGCACUCACAAUGGCAGACUGACCGAUGAUGAUGUCAUCGAGUGGUUGACCACCCACCCGGACAGGGCACCAAGGUUCACAAAGUACUUGUCCAAAGUGUUGGCCAAGGCUGCUUCAAAGUCACACAAACUGAUCAAGUUUAUUGUUGGGCAAGUUGGAGGCAGACUCAGACCCAAUCACUUCAAAACGGCCCUAACAGUAUGCAUGGAGCGAGGCGAUAUUCAAUCAAUGGAGUACAUCAUUCAACUUGCAUUGAAGUCCAACUCAGCCCAAGUCGAGGAUGUGGACCCAAUGGAUGAGGACGAGGAUGAGGAGUACGACCCUGAGGAUGAGAAUGAGGAGGACGACAGGGUAGACCACAAUUUUGUGUUCAAGAUAAAUGACAUCAUACUCAGUUGGAAGAUGUCAUGCAACAUUGCAUCACUAGAGUAUCUAUUUGACAAAAGAUAUGUCGGUGUUGACAAGUCCCAGUCUGCCCUGCAGGAAUUAGUGGACGAGGCAUGCAAGUCUGGAAGAGUGGACAUUAUCCGCAUGGUCCAUAAGCAUUGCGCCACACCAUCUCAACUCCAAACAUACAUACCAUCAAUGGAGUCCAUUUAUGAAGCAUCGGACAACAACCAUCAUCAGGUACUCAGUUAUCUAUUCGAGGGUGUACGAGGUAGCUCAUCACCAUUCCAGAUAGCAGAGGUGAGGAUGGACAUGUCCAAGCUGCUCAGAGCAGUUCGUAUGCAUUCCUGUACCAAUGGAAACAUCAAGAUCAUCAAAAUGUGUGAUCACCUGGUGUGCUAA
Messenger RNA from Acytostelium subglobosum LB1, 4185 nucleotides. RefSeq lists its product as hypothetical. Gene Ontology annotation, molecular function: protein binding. The transcript has 2 exons. The record is from RefSeq and is a predicted model, not a curated record. The coding region runs from base 1 to 4185 and encodes 1394 amino acids. Lineage: Eukaryota; Evosea; Eumycetozoa; Acytosteliales; Acytosteliaceae.